Saprolegnia parasitica CBS 223.65 is the source of this 2999-nucleotide messenger RNA. RefSeq lists its product as hypothetical. The record is from RefSeq and is a predicted model, not a curated record. NCBI's taxonomy places the organism in Eukaryota, Oomycota, Saprolegniomycetes, Saprolegniales, Saprolegniaceae. The transcript has 12 exons. Gene Ontology annotation, molecular function: monoatomic ion channel activity. Gene Ontology annotation, cellular component: membrane. The coding region runs from base 20 to 2998 and encodes 992 amino acids. Gene Ontology annotation, biological process: transmembrane transport; potassium ion transport.
AGUAACGUUGGCAGCGCCGAUGCAGCACGUGCGACGCCAGCUCAAGCGCCUCGUCGGCGUCGCCGUCGCGACGCGCAACAAGCUCAUCAAGCAGCGCAAACGAGGCGAGUCCUUGCGCAAGUGGGUGGGCCGCAACCUCGACAACUCGCGCCUCGCCGCGAUCCUCGACCUCUACCAAGUACUCCUCGGUGUGAUUGUGACGGGCAUGUACAGCCUCCGCAACUGGGAUAUGUGGGACACGUCGCUCGACUCGAUGACCACGCGGUAUAUCCAAGCCUUCUUCGGCACCGUCUUCCUCUCCGACUACCUGCUCCGGCUGUACGCGGCCGACAACCGCAAGGCGCACAUCCUCGCACCGCUCGCCAUUAUGGAUUUUUUGGCGAUUUUACCGCAAUUUAUCGAGCUGCUCGUGCCCGACAGCUUUAGCCGGAAACACUUUCUGUGGGUGACCGGCAUCAAGACGCUGCGGCCGUUCCGGUGCCUCUGCUGCUUUCGGCUCCUCGCGUUCGCCAACACGGCGCGGCAGCGAGAGACCUUUGUACUCUUCAGCGCCGUCAUUUGCAUCAUCAUUUGCUUUGGCUCGACGCAACAGGCCAUUGAGGCGUGUCCGUGCAUGCAGAACGCGACCAUAGACCCGACCAACUGCUCGAUCUGGGAGAAGGACGAUCUCGACGGCGCGUGCACCGACCUCCCGAUUUACAACGCCAUGUAUUUCGUUGUGAUUACGAUAGCCACGCUUGGGUACGGCGACAUUGCACCGAGGACGCAAAUGGGCCGUCUCGCGGUGAUUGUCCUCAUCAUUGCGUCCAGUGUGCUCUUGCCGCUUCAAAUCUCAACACUCAGCGACGUUUUAAACCGAGAAACCGAGUACGACAAGGCGUUUACUGAGCGGAAAGAGAAGACACCGCACGUGCUCAUUUGCGGCGAAGUCGGAUCGGGCGCACUCGACUUUUUCUUGCGGCAAUUUCUGCACCCGAACAAGAUGAACUGGAAGGACAAGGUCGUCAUUUUAUGUCCGUCGCUGCCAUCCCACAACCUCAAGCGCAUUUUACUGAACGGCGCGUACGAGCAGCGGGUCGUGUACCUCCAAGGCUCGGCCAUGUCGGACGCCGACCUCCAGCGCGCCAGUGCAUCGACCGCGCGGCUCUGUUUUGUCUUGGCCAACAAACUGUCGCCGGACGCCGACCAGAGCGACACGGCGUCCAACUUUAUCACAAUCUCGCUCCGGCACUUCAACAAACACGUCCCUAUUUUCGUCCAAGUGCUCAAGUCGGACAACAUUGGGCACUUGCAUCUCUCGGGCGCCACCAAUGUGCUGUGUGUGGACCAGUUGAAGAUGGCAAUUCUCGCGAAAUCGUGCUUGAUGCCGGGCACGGCGGCGUUUCUCUGCAGUGUCCUUUUACCUUUCGCCCGACCAUGGGUCUCCGGUACGAGGGACGCGACGUGGGCGUCCGUGUUUCUCCAAGGGUGCAGCCACGACUUGUACGAAGUGGCGAUUCCCGCCUACUUGGACCGGCUCGUGACGUUUACGACCUUGGCCCACAUUUUGUUUCAAGAGCACCACGUGCGCGAAAUCGGCAGCGACAUGACCUUACACGUGCUCGCGUCAACGCCGGACGUCGGCAACCUCGUCGCCACCCUCUCCGUUUCGACGCUGCAUCGGUACCGCCACGUACUCGACAAUUUCGACCGAAUCGCCGCGGCGUGGAGCUUGACGACGUUUUCAACAAAGAUGAAGACGGCGGCAAAGGAGUCGCGCGACUCGAUCCUCAUGGCACACCAGUCGAUUCGCACGUCAGCAUCGAACGUCCUGGCGCGCUACUCGGUCAUCUCGAUGCGGUCCCAGCGACGCUCGUAUCGGAGUGCCAUCAUUCCGUCGUGCGACCACGACUCGUCGCUCGCGCCCCCCGAGCCAUCCGACGCCCGCCGCAGCUCGAUCCAGGACGCCAACACCGAGACCGGCCACGUCAACGGAGGCUCUGGCCCGCUCUUCCACGCCAGCAGCAAAUCGCGUCUAAGUGGCGUCGAGACACCGGUGACGUCGUACUCGCCACCGCUGUCGUACGUCGCCUUUAUCAGCGUGACGAUUCCACCCAAUCUGUCCGACCACAUUGUGCUCUGCGGUCAACCCAACCACUUGCGCGACUUUAUCGCGCCGCUGCGCCAGCUCCGACGCCGGGGCACGAUCGGCGCCCCGACGCGUGACGCGGUCCCGAUCGUCAUCAUUAGCAACCGCAUCUUGUCCAAGAAGCAGUACGCAGGCAUCCAGUCGUUUGAGAACGUCUACUACCUCCGCGGCUCGCCGCUCUCGCUGCCCGUGCUGAGUACGGCUCGCGUCGCGCACAGCAAGCGCAUUGUGAUCUUGCGCAACUGCUCCGAGCUCGGCAACGGCGAGAACGACGUGGACCCGAACGACGUGAUGGACCAAAACAUGCUCGACACGGACGCGAUCACAUUGCAUCGGUUCCUCACCGACGUGUGCGCGGCGCAACACUCGGACGACUUGCCGCGACCCACGAUCAUGAUUGAGCUUAGCCGCCCCAAUAGCCUUCGGUUUCUAAAAGACCCGACGCUCAACUACCACGACGACGACGACGCGAUGAAACUGCUCACCAAACAAGCGAUCGCGCGCGUCGACGACCCGCUCGAUCACAUUUGCAACCCGUUGUAUGCAUCGGGCAAAGUGUUUGUUUCGAACGCGCUCGAUGCGGUGUUGGGCACGUGCAACAAGUACGGCAGUCUUUUAGAGCUCCUGCAGCUGCUCGUGCUGGGCGAAACGAGCGCGGGCGCGGUCCAGGGCCUUGAUCAAAUCGACGUGCCGGCGUUGCAGCUCGGGCGGCCGUACGGCGCGUGCUACGAAGACCUGCUCUUGCACCAGGGCAUUUUAUGUCUGGGGAUCUACCGCGCGCGGCCCGAAGCCGACACGAGCUACGUGGUCGUGAACCCGAGUCCAGGGCUUGUCCUUGAUCGCGCCGACAAGCUAUUCGUGUUGCGGUAGC